AUGACUGAAACCAAACUUGACCUGAAAACUUCAUCAUACUUUGCUUCGAAAGAGCUUACUCCCCCUGAGAACCAAGGUAGCAUUAUCGAAGUAGUACAAUCCGCCAUUUUCAAUACCAUAACAAAUGAUCUUCUAGGUCUGGGCAUCCUGCACAACACAACAAUGAGCGGUCAUGAGAACAGUACGAUUAAGUUCCUUGGUGAGUUGAUUAAUGAACAACACAACACAAAGGCCCCUUGUGGUGACCGCGCCGCCGAUUCGGUGAACCGGAACCUUGGUGCAGUGUAUUUCGUUCAUGAAUCUAACGGGGGUGGGUUUUUGGUGUUUUUUGAGUCUAAAGACAAUGGGUUGUUGGUGGUUUCAUUUGGUUGUGAUGUUGCUGCAAGUGGUGUUACGGUAGUGAUGAACUGUACCUUGCCACCAACCUGGGCAACCUGUACCUUGGUGGCGCCUUUUGUUGCUUUAAAUCCUCCCACCAGUCUAGGAAGCAAGGGUUCUUCACUAGGGCAGAAUCUACAACCUUCAAGCCUAGACAUCAAGGAAAUUGAGACCACCAACGAACUAAAAAGGGAUAAAGACUCUUAUGUGAGAGCUAUUUUAUCAAGAUAUACUCAGACGUGGGUCGAGAAGACCAAAUACCAGAUUGGAUAUCCGGCAAAUUUGGACUUUGAUUAUGGGGUUCUUAAUCAAUUGCACCUCUUUUCCAUGAACAACAUCGGCGAUCCAUUUAUGGAAGGGAAUUAUGGUUUGCACUCUAGAGAUUUUGAAGUAGCUGUUUUAGAUUGGUUUGCAAAUCUUUGGGAGAUUGGUAAACACGAAUAUUGGGGUUACAUUACAAACGGUGGGACCGAAGGAAACCUUCAUGGCAUACUUGUAGGAAGACAGAUUUUACCCGAUGGAAUUUUGUAUACCUCAAAAGAAUCACAUUACUCCAUCUAUAAAGCUGCACUCAUGUAUCGAAUGGAAUGUGUGAAGAUUGAUACUUUAACUUCAGGAGAGAUCCACUGUGCCGAUUUAAAGAUGAAACUUCUUCAAAAUAAACAUAAACCAGCUAUCAUAAAUAUCAACAUAGGAACUACCAUGAAAGGAGCCAUUGAUGAUAUCGAUCAUGUUAUACAAACUCUGAAAGAGUGUGGCUUCACAGAAAAUCAAUUCUACAUCCACUGCGAUGGAGCUUUAUCUGGUCUUAUGCUUCCAUUUCUAAGACAAGGGUCUCAAAUCACAUUCAAAAAGCCAAUUGGAAGUAUUAGUAUAUCCGGCCAUAAAUUUUUGGGAUGUCCAAUGCCAUGUGGUGUUCAAAUAGUGAGAAUAGAGCAUGCCAAUGUUCUUUCUAGAAACGUUGAAUACAUAGCUUCAAGAGAUGCUACAAUAACGGGAAGUAGGAACGGACAUGCCCCGGUCUUCUUAUGGUACGCAUUGAACCUCAAAGGAUACGAUGGAAUCGAGAAAGAAGUUCGAAUUUGUUUGCGUAACGCUUAUUACCUCAAAGAUCGACUUAAAAAAGCCAAAAUUAGUGCAAUGCUUAAUAAGCGAAGCAACAUUGUGGUGUUCGAGUGUCCACAAGAUAAGAAGUUUGUUCGACGUUGGCAGUUGGCUUGUCAAGGGAACAUAGCUCAUGUGUGUGUUAUGUCUCAUGUGACUAAACAGAAGAUCGAUAAUUUUGUCGAUGAGCUCGUAGAGAAACGUUUAAUAUGGCUGAGAGAUGGAGCCCACAAGCUUGUAUGUGUUGCUUCGGAGAUUGGUACGGAGAAUUGUUCUUGUGGUCUACACAAUUAA
Amaranthus tricolor (Joseph's coat) is the source of this 1776-nucleotide messenger RNA. RefSeq names its product serine decarboxylase-like. Bases 1 to 1776 code for a protein of 591 amino acids. Gene Ontology annotation, biological process: carboxylic acid metabolic process. The record is from RefSeq and is a predicted model, not a curated record. Gene Ontology annotation, molecular function: pyridoxal phosphate binding; carboxy-lyase activity. NCBI's taxonomy places the organism in Eukaryota, Viridiplantae, Streptophyta, Magnoliopsida, Caryophyllales, Amaranthaceae. The transcript is spliced from 8 exons.